Messenger RNA from Clunio marinus, 657 nucleotides. The record is from the annotation of a GenBank genome assembly. NCBI's taxonomy places the organism in Eukaryota, Metazoa, Arthropoda, Insecta, Diptera, Chironomidae.
AUGUAUUCAGAAGAAGUUCUAAGUGGCGUUCAAGACCAAUGGAUGGAAGAUAUCAGAAAUAAUCCAGCAUUCUUAAUGAUCAACAAUCCAAAACCAAUGGCUAAAGUCUCACCACCUCGAUUGUCAUGUGAUGAGUAUCUUCAUUGCUUUAAUCAAUUCAAUGCAGAACAUGAAAAAUAUCUUCCUUUGAUUGGAGCACCAAAUUAUGCGCCUGAAAUAUCACCAAUGAAAACAAAAGCCAGUACAUCGAGAAAGUCAUUUGGAAAUCAACUGGAAGCAAAAAACUACCCACCGAUUAGCCCAUUGUCAUGUGAUGCGUAUCUUCAUUGCUUUAAUCAAUUCAAUGCAGAACAUGAAAAAUAUCUUCCUUUGAUUGGAGCACCAAAUUAUGCGCCUGAAAUAUCACCAAUGAAAACAAAAGCCAGUACAUCGAGAAAGUCAUUUGGAAAUCAACUGGAAGCAAAAAACUACCCACCGAUUAGCCCAUUGUCAUGUGAUGCGUAUCUUCAUUGCUUUAAUCAAUUCAAUGCAGAACAUGAAAAAUAUCUUCCUUUGAUUGGAGCACCAAAUUAUGCGCCUGAAAUAUCACCANUUACCAGUAAAAUGUUUGUAAAUAUUGAAAAUAAAAGAAACUUGUCCAAAAUUAUUGCAACUUAA